This is a messenger RNA of Fonsecaea erecta, 3372 nucleotides long. RefSeq lists its product as hypothetical. Gene Ontology annotation, biological process: regulation of transcription by RNA polymerase II; nucleosome organization. NCBI's taxonomy places the organism in Eukaryota, Fungi, Ascomycota, Eurotiomycetes, Chaetothyriales, Herpotrichiellaceae. Gene Ontology annotation, cellular component: nucleus; chromatin. The transcript has 2 exons. The record is from RefSeq and is a predicted model, not a curated record. Gene Ontology annotation, molecular function: ATP binding; ATP-dependent chromatin remodeler activity; nucleosome binding. The coding region runs from base 1 to 3372 and encodes 1123 amino acids.
AUGGCUCCUUCAAAGUCACAACAGCCCGACUCAGAAACCUCCUCCAUCGCGGAUACUCCAAUGACCGACGGUCAAGAGUAUAUCCGCCCCCAUAGACCUUCUUUUGGUCACCUCAAUCGCCCGGUAGACGAUACCCCCGACUACACCGAUUCCGACACAAAUCCCAACACGACCGCCUCUAGCGUGGCUGGAGAUAUUCCCCUAGCGGAUGGCCGCAAGAAGCGCUCAGAGGCGUUUCAACUACGGAAAAGCAUUUUGGGAAGGAAGCAUGGCCAAUUGGACGAAUCAAAAGAGGAUGAUACCUUACGGAGAUUCAGGUACCUGCUAGGUCUGACUGAUCUCUUCCGCCACUUCAUCGAUGCUAGCCCCAACCCCAAGAUCAGAGAAGUUCUGCAACAGAUCGAUCAAGAAAAUGCCGAAGAGGAGGCGAAGGCCAGAAAGGUUGUGUCCCGCAAAGGGGGUGCCGCAGGCGCAAGCAAGCGAAAGACCGAACAGGAAGAGGAUGCUGAGCUCCUGAGGGAUGAGAAGCGUGGCACAGCUUCCCAAACUGUCUUUCGAGACUCACCGGCCUUCAUCAAGGGCGGCGAGAUGCGCGACUAUCAAGUUGCAGGUCUCAAUUGGCUCAUCUCUCUCCACGAGAACGGUAUUAGCGGUAUCCUCGCCGAUGAAAUGGGUCUUGGUAAAACAUUGCAGACGAUCUCCUUCCUAGGCUAUUUGCGACACAUAUGCGGCAUCAAAGGUCCGCAUCUCAUCACCGUCCCCAAAUCCACCCUGGAUAAUUGGCACCGCGAGUUUAAGAAAUGGACCCCCGAUGUCGAUGUGCUGGUCCUUCAAGGCGCUAAAGAUGACCGGCACGCCUUGAUCAAUGAACGACUAAUUGACGAGAAAUUCGACGUGUGUAUUACGAGCUACGAAAUGAUCCUCCGAGAAAAGUCUCACCUGAAGAAAUUUGCGUGGGAAUACAUCAUUGUCGACGAAGCCCAUCGAAUCAAGAACGAGGAGUCUUCGCUUGCACAGAUUAUCCGAAUGUUCAGCUCGCGAAACAGACUCCUCAUUACCGGCACUCCGCUUCAGAACAAUCUCCACGAACUCUGGGCUCUCCUCAAUUUUCUGCUUCCUGACGUAUUCGGAGACUCUGAGGCGUUUGAUUCUUGGUUCUCUAGCCAGAACGCAGAUCAAGAUACAGUGGUUCAACAGCUCCAUCGCGUUCUGAGGCCGUUCCUACUCCGGAGAGUGAAGAGUGACGUUGAGAAGAGCCUUCUACCGAAGAAGGAGGUGAAUCUCUACGUGGGGAUGUCUGAGAUGCAGGUCAAAUGGUAUAAAAAGAUUCUGGAGAAGGAUAUCGACGCCGUCAACGGUGCAGGAGGCAAGCGAGAAUCAAAGACGAGACUUUUGAACAUUGUCAUGCAGCUCCGCAAAUGCUGCAAUCAUCCCUAUCUGUUCGAGGGGGCUGAGCCAGGCCCUCCAUAUACUACCGAUGAGCAUCUCGUCUUCAACUCUGGCAAGAUGCUCAUUCUCGACAAGAUACUCAAGCGAAUGAAGGAAGAAGGAAGCCGAGUUCUGAUAUUCUCUCAGAUGAGCAGAGUGCUCGAUAUCCUCGAAGACUAUUGCGUUUUUCGAGGCCAUAAAUAUUGUCGCAUUGAUGGCGGAACUGCACAUGAGGAUCGAAUUGCGGCUAUUGAUGAGUAUAACAAACCAGGGUCAGAGAAGUUUGUCUUCCUUCUGACGACCCGAGCUGGGGGGUUGGGCAUCAAUUUGACCUCGGCCAACAUUGUUAUCCUCUACGACAGUGACUGGAACCCUCAAGCCGAUCUUCAGGCAAUGGACCGAGCACACCGGAUUGGCCAGACCAAACAAGUCGUGGUAUUCCGCUUCGUGACAGAGAACGCCAUUGAAGAAAAGGUUCUUGAGAGAGCUGCUCAAAAACUACGUCUGGACCAACUUGUCAUUCAACAAGGGCGCGCACAACAGCAAGCCAAGCAGGCAGCCUCGAAGGACGAGUUAUUGACCAUGAUCCAACACGGCGCAGAGAAGGUAUUUGAAACAAAGGGCUCCACAGGGGAACUUGACGACAUUGACGAGAUUCUGCGACGUGGCGAAGCUCGAACUGCGGAACUCAAUAAAAAAUAUGAGAAACUGGGAAUUGACGAUCUCCAAAAGUUUUCCUCCGAGAACGCCUACGAGUGGAAUGGUGAGGAUUUUACGAACCGACGUAAAGAUAUCAGCCUACACUGGAUCAAUCCAAGCAAGCGUGAACGGAAAGAACAGUCAUACUCCAUGGAUAAGUACUACAAGCAGGCUUUGUCGACAGGUGGACGACCCGCAGAUACCAAACCCAAGAUUCCACGGGCGCCGAAACAAGUCGCCGUGCACGACUGGCAAUUCUUCCCUCCGGGCCUGCAAGAGUUACAGGAAAAGGAGACAGCGUACUACCACAAAGAAAUCGGCUUCAAAGUCCCCCUCAACGAAGGUACUGAAGAAGAUCUAAGCGAUCGAGAAGCGGAUCAGCGGCUAGCGCAGGAUGAGAUUGAUAACGCGGAACCGCUGACCGAAGAAGAGAAACAGCGCAAAGCGGAGAUGCAGGAGCAUGGUUUCGGCAACUGGAAUCGGCGUGAUUUCCAGCAAUUCAUCAACGGGUCUGCGAAAUUCGGCAGAAACAACUAUGAAGGGAUUGCGACCGAGGUCGACAGCAAGGAAGCAGACGAGAUCGAAAAAUAUGCCAAGGUCUUCUGGAAGAGGUACACGGAAAUUGCCGAGUUCGACAAAUACAUCAAGAACAUCGAGGCAGGGGAGGAAAAGCUGCGGAAGACCGAACGUCAGCGGAAGAUGCUCCGGAAGAAGAUGGAGAUGUAUCGAGUCCCGCUGCAACAGUUGAAGAUUAAUUACACGGUUUCAACGACCAACAAGAAGGUCUACACGGAGGAGGAGGACCGCUUCCUCCUGGUCAUGCUUGACAAAUACGGUGUUGACGGGGAAGGGCUGUACGAGAGAAUACGGGAUGAGAUCCGGGAGUCGCCGCUAUUCCGGUUCGACUGGUUCUUCCUCAGCAGAACGCCUGUGGAAAUCGGUCGACGAUGCACCACCUUGCUCAACACCGUAACCAGAGAGUUCGGAGAAACCGAAGAGAAGCUCACAAAUGGCCAUGCUCCCGGGAAAGGAAGAGGCCGUGAUCGGGACGAUGACGAAGACGAGGAGAACGACAGCGAAGCCGCACCUGUGAAGAAGAAGGCCAAGAAUGGUAUUGUGAACAAACAAGUCAAGGCCGUCAAAUCUGGCCGUGGCAGCAAAGCGACUUCCCCGGCAACUUCUCGAGCACAGAGCGUGUCGUCUACGACGGCACCAGCGAACCGGUCGAAGGGAAAGAAGAAAUAA